Molecule: messenger RNA, 236 nt
Organism: Prorocentrum cordatum
Lineage: Eukaryota; Dinophyceae; Prorocentrales; Prorocentraceae
Source: the annotation of a GenBank genome assembly
AUGGACUUCGACCUCGCGAGCAAGCACAAGAAGGAGGUCGAGCAGCGCCGCCGGGAGGCCAAGAGGAAGCUCGAGCAGCAGCGCAAGGACGAGAACCUCCAGGCCGCGAUGGAGAGGGACUUCCGCCAGCGGGAGGAGGAGCGCCUGCAGCAGGCCGAGGCCGAGAGGCAGCGGGCGCAGCGGGAGGCGCUGCUCAACGACGGCGUGUACUACGCGGCGCGUCUGCGACCGUACCC